ACGCACUUGAAGGGCCAGCUAGUAAGGUUGGUGGUGUUCUGCACGAGUGGCAACCCGCACACACUGCUUGCACUGGUAAAGGAAGAAAGAAAAAAAUUGGUUACUUAGGUGACCGAGACAUUUGUGACUAUGAGACUGCUUUCAUUAUAUUAUCGUUUGUCAUUCGUUCUCCUUCUCUUGACCUUUGGCGAAUUCUGUGAGGGUAGAAGACGAAAUCAUGCCAAACAUACCAGGAAAUGGAAAGAAAUAUUAAGAAACAAGUUAAAAGAAUCCAGACUAAACCAUAGACCUGAGACAGACAUCAACGUGAUACAGAGUCCUGAGAGAAAGGCCCAACUUCAAGAGUGUCACAAAUUUGCCCUCUACAGAUGCGGCAAAAUCUUCCUCAAGGUUUCCAAACUCACCCAUUUUCUUAAAGGAGAACAAUCUUACCAAACCAAAUGUGCCCUUAGACAGGCUUUCUUUACGUGCAUUCAGAAGUUGAGACUCAAACCGUGUUCUCAUCGCAAGUACAAUAAGGAUUAUGACAUAGUAAAGUUGAGGAAGAAACUCGCAGACAAGCUCUGGGCGAACCGUUCAUGUGUUCUUUUUGCUAAGGGCAAAUAAAAAGAGAAGGAAAAAUGCUACCCACGUAUUGCACCAACAGCUGUGAAAAACGAAGUACGGAAGGUGUUACUGAAGACUACUGACAUUUAAGAAGACGAGAAACGCUGCAGUAAUUAAAGAUGGUGCAAUUACUUAUACCGUGUGACAAGAUUUGCUUAACCUGUGUUUAAACACACUAAAUAACUUAUUCAUACUUAUCUAAGUGUAUCGUAUAGUGAAAGGAUUAGAACUUUCUUGUUCUUUAACCAACAAACUAUGCUUUAGAGAAGUGUAUAAUCUUAAUACCACAUUUUGAAGAUUACAGUACACAAUAAUCAAAAACAGUUGUAGAAAUUAUCUUUCUUCGAGUAAUGUUUACAUAUCGAUAUGAUAGCAUUACAUUAAA
This is a messenger RNA of Limulus polyphemus (Atlantic horseshoe crab), 991 nucleotides long. RefSeq lists its product as uncharacterized. The transcript has 5 exons. Bases 130 to 606 code for a protein of 158 amino acids. The record is from RefSeq and is a predicted model, not a curated record. NCBI's taxonomy places the organism in Eukaryota, Metazoa, Arthropoda, Merostomata, Xiphosura, Limulidae.